Molecule: messenger RNA, 497 nt
Organism: Bombina bombina (fire-bellied toad)
Lineage: Eukaryota; Metazoa; Chordata; Amphibia; Anura; Bombinatoridae
Gene: EFCAB10
Product: EF-hand calcium binding domain 10
Exons: 4
Coding region: 10-402 (130 amino acids)
Molecular function (GO): calcium ion binding
Source: RefSeq, a predicted model, not a curated record
UGGGCAAAUAUGGCGUCCGUACGAGAACUGGAAGCUGAAGAGUAUCUGCGGGAAAACAAGAUUUUAGAGCUAAUGGACAACCUGACAAGCCAGUUGCUUUACCACCGACCGGAAAGACCCAGAGAGUUUCUGAUAAAUCUACUUGAAAAAUUGAAAUAUGCCAGACGGGCAGAUGUGGAUUAUCCGUGCCUAUUUGAUGAGUCUAAUCUGGAUGCCAUAUUUGGAGUCCUUGACCCUUCAGGACAAGGGUAUAUAACAAAAGAACAGUUUGUGGGUGCUCUAAAAACGCUUGGUGUAGAAGAAACCAAUGUUGAAGACCAACCUGAGAGAAUGACCCUGGAAGUCUUUAAGCAUGAAAUGAGAACACGGUUGAAAAAAUCUUGUGCAACAUUCAAACAUUAGCAAGUUCCCACACAAGUUAUUAUGUAAACCUGCUGUCGUUUUACUUUUCUCUUCCAUGUUAUUGCUUUUUUCACCAAUAAAACACUUUCAUCAGC